AUGUCUCCUUCUUAUGAACUCAUCUACUGGCCCGGCCUUCCCGGCCGCGGCGAAUUCGUCCGCCUCGUCCUCGAGGAGGCCGGCGUCGACGCUGACAACCUCGGCGACGCUUCCAACCCGCCGCCCUUGGCCCCGCCCAUCCUCCGCCAUGGCGACCUGCUCAUCAGCCAGACCCCCAACAUUCUCCUCUACCUCGCUUCGCGCCACAACCUCGCCCCCGCCCAAGGCGCCGGCUUCUUCCACCUCAACGGCCUCGCUCUGACCGCCCUCGACGGCCUGUCCAACGAAGUCCACGAAACGCACCACCCCGUCUCCGUCAGCGACUACUACGAGAACCAAAAGGAGGAGAGCAAGCGCCGCGCGGCCGAUUACACCAAGAACCGCCUGCCCAAGUUCUUGGGUUACUUUGAAAAGGUGCUCCGCGGCGAGAAGAGCGGCGACGGCCCUUGGUUGUAUGGGGGUGCGCUGACCUAUGUCGAUCUUGUAUUGUUCCAGAAUAUCGAUGGCCUCAAGUAUGCUUUCCCCAACACGGUUGGAAAGCUCGAGGCUUCUGGUGAGUAUGACAACGUGUUCAAGCUUUACCAGGCAGUCAAGGACCGCCCGCGGAUCAAGGAAUAUCUGGCCAGCGAGCGCCGCCAAAAGUACAGCAAUGGCAUCUACAGACACUAUCCCGAGCUUGACGGAGAGUAA
Messenger RNA from Parascedosporium putredinis, 690 nucleotides. NCBI's taxonomy places the organism in Eukaryota, Fungi, Ascomycota, Sordariomycetes, Microascales, Microascaceae. The record is from the annotation of a GenBank genome assembly.